Messenger RNA from Juglans microcarpa x Juglans regia, 1233 nucleotides. RefSeq lists its product as uncharacterized. The record is from RefSeq and is a predicted model, not a curated record. The transcript is spliced from 5 exons. Bases 43 to 780 code for a protein of 245 amino acids. NCBI's taxonomy places the organism in Eukaryota, Viridiplantae, Streptophyta, Magnoliopsida, Fagales, Juglandaceae.
GAAAAGGACAAAGAACUUGGAAAAAGAAAGACAGCCUCUGGCAUGACUUGUCUUCACGUACUAGCGAAAAUGUCAUCUGCUUUCAAGAGUUCCUCCCACGAGGACAACAUCAUCAAGACUCUCCUCUAUCAUUGUCUUCCUCACCAUCUAUAUGAUCGUGACGACGAGGGUGAGGAUGAUAAAGAUGAUGGUAGCAGCGAUGGUCGUGAAGCCGGUAUAAGAGAUUUGGAGAGCGAGCUUAGCAGCAAAAGCCCUCGCAUACCAAAAACACAUCCAUCAGCAAUUUCAAGAAUAUACAAUGCUAUGUGGAGAACUGCAGCCGAAGAGUGGCCAUCCAUCGAGAAAGUCUGGAAGAGGAGAAGAACAAACAAAUCAGCUCUAAAACUCACAAAAUUGCUAGUGCAAAUGGAUACUACGUGGGAAAAGAGUUUUAUAGUAGAAGACAAGACGCUUUUCUUGGGGAGUGUGGAUAGUUUGGAUGAUGUUUUUAUUGAUGUUGAAGGAGGAAAAGGAGGAAAAUCAAGCACCAGCAGUACUAGUACUACAGCUACUGUUGGAGAAGGUAAAUCAUCAGGAUCUGGAUCAGAACAGGAACCUUACACCCCAUUGCUGAUUGCAGCCACUGACGGAAUAGUUGAAAUAGUGGACGAGAUACUACAGCAGCAUCCUCAGGCAAUUGAGCACUUGAGUAAGGAUGAGGAAAACAUAUUGCACGUGGCUAUUAGCCACCGUCAAAGUCUUUCGGUAUCUAAAGAAGAUGGACGUAAUUCUGAGAUGUAGGUUGGUCUCGAGGCUCAAUGUGCGAGGCUACACCAUAUUGCAUCAGGUCGCCGACAUUAAAAACAGUCGUGAAGGAAACGAAACUGCUGGUGGCCCUGCAUUCGAAUUCAGGGAUGAGUUGAAAUGAUUCGAGCGUGUGCAAAAGAUUAUGCCACCCCAUUAUACCUUGCACCGCGACGAUGACGGUCGGACUGCAAGCGAGCUCUUCAGAGAGCAACACGCUCCGCUUCUCAACGAAGCAAAAAAGUGGCUAAAGGAUACCACUGGAUCGUGCUCUACCGUCGCCAUCCUCGUCGCCGGUGUUGUUUUCGGAGCUGCCUACUCCGUUCCAGGAGGUACGGACGAAUCCGGCGUCCCGAGAUCCCUUCACUCUCCCAUCUAUAUGGUCUUCACCAUCACGGAUAUUAUCGCCCUUGUGAGCUCCUUAACUUCCGUCGUCAUGUUCCUCAUGAU